Nyctereutes procyonoides (raccoon dog) is the source of this 34642-nucleotide messenger RNA. It is a transcript of the gene EPPK1, whose product is annotated as epiplakin 1. The transcript has 2 exons. Gene Ontology annotation, biological process: intermediate filament bundle assembly; wound healing. Gene Ontology annotation, molecular function: structural molecule activity; keratin filament binding. The coding region runs from base 98 to 34036 and encodes 11312 amino acids. Gene Ontology annotation, cellular component: membrane; cytoskeleton; cytoplasm. Lineage: Eukaryota; Metazoa; Chordata; Mammalia; Carnivora; Canidae. The record is from RefSeq and is a predicted model, not a curated record.
CUGCCCGGAGCGCGCCGAGCGGGCAGGUGGGACUCGAGCGGGCAGGGAGCAGACACAGUGGACCUUGGGUGAGUGAAUUCUGCACGACCUGCCGGACAUGAUGAACGGCCAUGCCUCUCCUCCUCCUGACGCCCUGGCUGCCACCAGCACUGCGCUGACCGGCCCCAAGACCAUGAAGGCCAUGGAGGGAACCAGCACCCCCUCCGGGCCCCGGCCCCAGGCAGCCCUGUCGGCCCAGUCCAGGAGCAUUGCCGGGGUGUACGUGGAGGCCUCCAGCCAGGCCCAGAGUCUCUAUGCCACCAUGAAGCAGGGCCUCCUGUCCGAGGAGCUCGGGUUGGCUCUGCUGGAGGCCCAGGCGGCCACUGGGGGCCUUGUGGACCCCACACAGGGCCAGAUACUCUCUGUGUCCGAGGCAGUGCAGCAGGGCCUGGUUGGCCUGGAGCUGAAGGGAAAGCUGCUGGCUGCUGAGCGUGCGGUCACUGGGUACCCCGACCCCUACGGCGGCGGGAGGCUGUCCCUCUUCCAGGCCAUCAGGAAGGAGGUGGUAGAUAGAGCACGGGGCUGGAGCUGGCUGGAGGCCCAGCUGGCCACUGGGGGCCUGGCCGAUCCCAUCCGGGGAGUGCGAGUGGCCCCAGAGCUGGCAUGCCAGCAGGGCCUCCUGGACCAGGAGACGUGGCACGUGCUGCUGGAGUGCAAGCCCGGCUCCGGCGCCCCUGGCUUCCAGGACCCUAACACACUGGAGUGGCUGUCCUACCGUGAGCUGCUGGGCAGGUGUGUGAGAGCCCCCGCUACAGGGCUGGCCCUGCUGCCCCUCAAGAUCACUUUUCACACCCUGAGUGGGGCAGUGAGCUUGGCAGAGCUGCUGGAGGUGGGGAUCCUCGAUGAAGAGACUGGCCAGGGCCUUCAGGAGGGCAAGCUGGCCGUGCCAGACGUGAGCUCACGGGCCGACGUGAAGCGCUACCUGCAGGGCACCGGCGGCGUGGCAGGGGUCGUCCAGCUGCCCGCCGGCCACAAGAAGAGCAUCUUCCAGGCCAUCACCGAGCACCUGCUCCCGAUGGGCACGGGGCUUCUGCUCCUAGAGGCUCAGGCCGCCACCUGCACGCUGGUGGACCCAGCCACCGGCCAGCAGCUAAGUGUGGAUGAGGCGGUCAGGUCAGGCCUGCUCGGCCCAGAGCUCCACAGGAAGCUCCUGGUGGCAGAGCAGGCGGUGACGGGGUACCAUGACCCCUUCAGCGGCACACAAGUCCCCCUCUUUCAGGCCAUGAAGAAGGAGCUGGUGGACAGGCCCCUGGCGUUGCGGCUCCUGGAUGUGCAGCUGGCCACAGGCGGGCUCGUGUGUCCAGCCCGCAGGCUCCGGCUGCCCCUGGAGGCCGCCCUGCGCCUCGGAUGCCUGGACGAAGAGACUCAGCAGUGUCUGUCCCAGGCUGCUGGCUUCUCGGAUCCCAGCAUACAGGAGAGCCUUGGCUACGGGCAGCUGCUGGCCCGCUGCAUCACCGACCCAGAGACGGGGCUGGCCUUCCUUCCUCUCUCCCACGGGCCCCCUGGAGACGAGCCACAAGGAUCCCCGUUCAUUGACCACAGCACCCGGCAGGCCUUAAGUGAGGCCACGGCCACUGUCUCCGUGGGCAAGUUCCAGGGCCGGCCCGUGUCACUCUGGGAGCUGCUCUUCUCUGGGCCCGUCCCCACGGAGCAGAGGGCAGCAUUGGCCCAGCAGUACAGGGACGGCGCCAUCUCGGUGGAGGAAAUGGCAGCAGUGCUGACGGCUGCCCUGGAGCAGGCUGCUGCCGUGGCCAGGACCACCUUUGCUGGGCUGAGAGUGCCCGUGACACCAGAUGAGCUGUUGAAAGCCGAGAUCAUUGAGCAGGAUGUGUACGAGCAGCUGAAGCAAGGGCAAACCACAGCCCAAGAGGUGGGCAGGCUGGCCUCGGUCCAGAGGUACCUGAGGGGCACUGGCUGCAUCGCCGGCGUGCUGGUGCCUGGCUCCCAGGAGCGGCUCAGUAUCUACGAGGCUCGUGAGAAGGGGCUUCUCAGGCCGGGCACGGCCCUCAUCCUCCUGGAGGCGCAGGCGGCCACGGGCUUCAUCCUUAACCCAAAGGAAAACAAGAGCUCUUCCGUGGAGGCGGCCCUGAGGGCUGGCCUCAUUGGGCCGGACGUGUUUGCAAAGCUGCUGUCGGCCGAGCGCGCCGUCACCGGCUACAAGGACCCCUACACCGGCGAGCAGAUCUCACUCUUCCAGGCCAUGCAGAAGGAGCUCAUCGUGCGCGACCACGGCAUCCGCCUGCUGGAGGCCCAGAUCGCCACGGGCGGCAUCAUCGACCCGGUGCACAGCCACCGGCUGCCCGUGGACGUGGCCUACCAGUGCGGCUACUUCGACGAGGAGAUGAACCACGUGCUGGCCGACCCGAGCGACGACACCAAGGGCUUCUUCGACCCCAACACGCACGAGAACCUCACGUACCUGCAGCUGCUGGAGCGCUGCGUGCUCGACCCCGACACGGGGCUCUACAUGCUGCCCCUUGGGAGCGUGCAGACCCAGCUUGUGGAUGGCGCCACCCGGCAGGCCUUCCAGAGCCUGCUGCUGUCGGUGAAGUACGGGCGGUUCCGGGGGCAGACGGUUUCUGCGUGGGAGCUGAUCAACUCCGAGUGCUUCAGUGAGGACCAGAGGAGGCGGGUCCUGCAGGACUACCGGCGGCACAGGGUCUCCCUGGAGCAGGUGGCGCAGCUGCUGGAGAGAGAGAUGGGGAGGGGGCUGGAUGUCAUGCUGCCCACGCUGCGGGGCCGCGUCCCUGCCCACCGGCUCCUGGAGGCCCGUAUCAUUGACCAGGAGCUCCUGGACCGGGUGCUGGAGGGGGCGGUGAGCCCCGAGGCUGUCCUCCACAUGGACCACGUCCAGAGGUACCUGCGUGGCUCCGGUGCUGUGGGUGGUGUGCUGCUGCGGCCCUCCGGCCAGCGGCUGAGCCUCUACGAGGCCAUGAAGCAGAAGCUGCUGGGGCCAGGUGUGGCCCUAGCCCUGCUGGAGGCUCAAGCAGCCACCGGAGGCAUCAGUGACCCCCAGGGUCUGGAGACCCUGUCGGUGGAUGAGGCUGUGCGUAGGAGACUGGUGGGGCCAGAGCUGUACAUCAGGCUGAAGCAGGCUGAGGACGCCAUCACUGGGGUCCACGACCCCUUCUCAGGGAAGUCAAUAUCCCUGUUCCAGGCCAUGAAGAAGGGCCUGGUCCCCCUAGAGCAGGCUGCCCGCCUCCUGGAUGCCCAGGUGGCCACGGGAGGGAUCAUUGACCCCACAGGCCACUACCACCUCCCCCUGCCUGUGGCCACCCAGCAUGGCUACAUCAACCAGGAGAUGGAGAUGGCCUUGUCCAGCUCCUCCAAGACCUUCCCCACGCCAGAUGGCCGGGGACACACCAGCUAUGCCCGGCUUCUGGAGCAGUGUCUGAGGGAUGAGGCUUCUGGCCUUUCCUUCCUGCCUCUGCCAGAAAAUGCUCCUGCUGUCCCCACUGACGAGCAGGUCCAGGAGACCCUGCAGGGGGCUGAGGACGGCAUGUCCCUCUGGGAGCUACUGGGCUCUUGCCACUUCACCGAUGAGCAGCGCAAGAGCUUCUUGGAGGACUUGCGGGUGGGGAAGACCACCGUGCAGCAGCUUCACGGAGUGGUGCAGAAGUGGGUGCAGGAGGCAGAGCUCCUGGCACGGGCUCGUGUCACGGUGCCCGGCCCAAGGGGUGAGGUUCCUGCCGUCUGGCUCCUGGAUGCGGGCAUCAUCACCCAGGAGACCCUGACGGCCCUUGCUCAGGGCACGCAGUCACCUGCCGAGGUCGCUGAGCAACCCGCCGUGAAGCGGCACCUGUGGGGUACGGGCUGUGUAGCUGGCGUGCUGUUGCGGCCGUCAGGGAUCAAGGUCAGCAUCAGCCAGGCCGUGAGGGACGGACUCUUGCCUGAGGGCCUGGGGCAAAGGCUGCUGGAGGCCCAAGUGGCAUCUGGCUCGCUCAUCGACCCACUGACCAACCAGAGACUGUCGGUGGAAGGUGCCGUCCAGGCCGGCCUGGUGGCCGGGGCACUGAGUGAGCAGCUCCGGCAAGCUGAGAAGGCCGUGGCCGGGUACACCGACCCCUACUCCGGAGGCUGCCUCGCCCUGUGGCAGGCCAUGGAGAAGGGGCUGGUGCCCCGAGGGGAGGGCCUCCGCCUCCUACAGGUGCAGUUGGCCACGGGGGGCGCGGUGGACCCUGGCCACGGGGUGCACCUGCCUGAGGCAGUGGCCUACAGGCUUGGUCUGCUGGACGAGCAGGUGAGCCAGGUGCUGACCUCAACAGACGAGGACAGCAAGUUCUUCUUUGACCCCGGCACAAAGGACAAGGUGACAUACAGCCAGCUCAAGGAGCGCUGUGUCCUGGAUGCUGACACCGGCCUAUGGCUGCUGCCGCUCGCCCAGGACACGGUGCUAGAGGUGGAUGAACAUACACUGCUGGCUCUGAGGGCCAUGAAGGUGCCCGUCAGCACCGGGAGGUUCAAGGGUCUCAGCGUGUCGCUGUGGGACCUGCUGCACUCCGAGUAUGUCGGCUCCAACAGGCGGCGAGAGCUGGUGGCCCUCUGUCAGUCCGGGAGGGCUACAGCCCUGCAGCAGGUGGCAACAGCAGUUACCGCCCUGGUUGUGGCUUCAGAGACACAGGCCACCUUCAGAGGACUCCGGAAGCUGGUGUCGGCCAGUGACUUGUUCAGGUCCCGGCUGAUUGACAAGGAGACACUGGACGAGCUGAAUCAGGGGAAAAAGACGGUGCAGGAGGUGAUGGAGAUGGGAAGCGUGAGGCGGUACCUGGAGGGAGGCAACUUCAUCGCUGGGGUCCUCGUCCAGGGCACAAAGGAGAAGAUGAGCAUCUCUGAGGCCCUGAGGAGGCACAUCCUGCGGCCCGGCACGGCCCUGGUGCUGCUCGAGGCGCAGGCGGCCACGGGCUUCCUCAUCGACCCCGUGCGCAACCAGAGGCUCACCGUGGAGGAGGCGUUCGCCACAGGGAUGUUUGGCCAGGAAACGUACUGGAAGCUGCUGUCGGCCGAGCGCGCCGUCACCGGCUACACCGACCCCUACACCGGCGAGCAGAUCUCGCUCUUCCAGGCCAUGCAGAAGGAGCUCAUCGUGCGCGACCACGGCAUCCGCCUGCUGGAGGCCCAGGUCGCCACGGGCGGCAUCAUCGACCCGGUGCACAGCCACCGGCUGCCCGUGGACGUGGCCUACCAGCGCGGCUACUUCGACGAGGAGAUGAACCGCGUGCUGGCCGACCCGAGCGACGACACCAAGGGCUUCUUCGACCCCAACACGCACGAGAACCUCACGUACCUGCAGCUGCUGGAGCGCUGCGUGCUUGACCCCGACACGGGGCUCUACAUGUUACAAAUUGUAAAGAAGGGAGAAGCCUACAUUUAUACUGAUGAAGCCACAAGGCAAGUUCUGCAGUCCCAAACCACGGAAAUGCACGUGGGGAGGUUUGCCCAUCAGAAGAUCUCCUUCUGGGACCUGCUGUCCUCUGAGUACUUCACCGAGGAGAGGAAACGAGAGCUCAUCCAGGAGGUCAGAGCCCAGAACGUUCCCCUGGAGCAGCUGUUGGAGAUCAUCACUGCUACCGUGGAAGAGACAGAGGAGCAGUACCGAGGCAUGAAGGUUGCAGCCAUUGGCGGAGAGGUGACAGCUGCAGAGUUGUUCAAUUCUGGAAUCACUGAUAAAAGGACCCUGGAUGCCCUGUCCAGGGAGAAGUCUGGGGCGCAGGAUCUCAGCCGCAUGGCGCACGUCAAGACCUAUCUGGAAGGCCGUGGCUGCAUCGCGGGGAUCACCGUACCCUUGACCCAGGAGGUGAUGAGCUUGUAUGACGCCAACAGGAAGGGACUCAUCCCCAUGGGGUUUGCAGUUCAGAUGCUGGAGGCCCAGGCAGCCACUGGCUUUGUGCUGGAUCCCUGUGGCCAGAGGAAGCUCUCUGUGCAAGAGGCCGUCGCUGAGGGCCUGGUGGGAGAGGAGUGGCAGGCACGGCUCCUAGAGGCAGAGAAGGCCGCCCGAGGCUACACGGACCCAGCCACAGGCCACACCCUCUCACUGUUCCAGGCCAUGCAGAGGAAGAUGGUCAGAAGAGAAGACGCACUGAGACUGCUUGAAAUGCAGGUGGCCACGGGGGGUGUCAUCGACCCACUGCACCACCACCGGCUCCCCCUGGGCGUGGCCUACAGACGCGGCUGCCUGCACCAGGACACAUACCCACUCGUUUCAGAUCAGAGGCACAUGAGAAAAAGGUUUGUGGAUCCAAACAAUCAGGAGAGGGUGACAUACCAACAGCUACAGGAAAGGAGCCAGAAGGAAGCAGAGACGGGCUGGGCUCUGUUCAUGGUAACUGGGGACACCCAGCGCUCCAACUAUGACGAUGAGGCCACGAGGAGGGCCCUGGAGGCAGAGCAGGUGCAGGUCCAGGUGGGAAGGUACAAGGACCAGACGCUCUCAGUGUGGGAGAUGCUGAACUCUGAAUACGUGACCCACAAGAGGAAACUGGAGCUGCUGAGAGAAUACAAAGACCAUGUGAACCAGGUCCUGGAAGAAGCACGAAAGGUCAUUUUACAAAUAAUGGAAGACCAAGAAAAAAGCAAGAAACAAAUAUGGUUCCCAGGAAUCCGAAAGCAAAUCACAGCUGUAGAGCUGUUCAAGGCAGCCAUUCUCAGCAAAGAGCUGCUGGACGACCUGGCCCAGGGCACCAAGACCCCGCAGGAGGUGACCGAGAUGGACUCGGUCAAGCGCUACCUGCGCGGCACGAGCUGCAUCGCGGGCGUGCUGGUGCCCGCCAAGGACGAGCCCGGGCGGCAGGAGAAGAUGAGCGUCUACCAGGCCAUGUGGAAGGGCGUCCUGCGGCCCGGCACGGCCCUGGUGCUGCUCGAGGCGCAGGCGGCCACGGGCUUCCUCAUCGACCCCGUGCGCAACCAGGGGCUCACCGUGGAGGAGGCGGUGGCCGCGGGCCUGGUGGGCGGCGAGAUCCAGGACAAGCUGCUGUCGGCCGAGCGCGCCGUCACCGGCUACACCGACCCCUACACCGGCGAGCAGAUCUCGCUCUUCCAGGCCAUGCAGAAGGAGCUCAUCGUGCGCGACCACGGCAUCCGCCUGCUGGAGGCCCAGGUCGCCACGGGCGGCAUCAUCGACCCGGUGCACAGCCACCGGCUGCCCGUGGACGUGGCCUACCAGCGCGGCUACUUCGACGAGGAGAUGAACCGCGUGCUGGCCGACCCGAGCGACGACACCAAGGGCUUCUUCGACCCCAACACGCACGAGAACCUCACGUACGUGCAGCUGCUGCGCCGCUGCGUGCUCGACCCCGACACGGGGCUCUACAUGCUGCAGCUGGCCGCGGGGGGCUCCGCCGUGCACCAGCUGAGCGAGGAGCUGCGCGGCGCCCUGCGUGACGCCCGCGUGGCGCCGGGCCCGGGCGUCGCCCAGGGCCAGAGCGUCUCGGUCUGGGAGCUCCUCUUCUACCGGGAGGUGCCCGAGGGCGAGCGGCAGGACCUGCUGCGCAGGUACCGGGCGGGCUCGCUGACCGCGCACGAGGUGGGCGCCGCCCUCACCGCGCUGCUGGCCCGUCGCGACCCCGCGAGCCCGGGCGCGCGCCCCCCGGACCCCCGAGGGGCCCUGCGUGCCGCCACCAUGGAGGUCAAGCUGGGCCGCCUGCGGGGGCCGGCGGUGCCCGUGUGGGACGUGCUGGCGUCCAGCUACGUGAGCGGCGCCACGCGGGAGCAGCUGCUGGCCGGGUUCGGCUCGGGGGCGCUGGGCUUGGCCGCGCUGACCCGCAGGCUGACCACCAUCAUCGAGGAGGUGGAGGCGGCCGGCGGGCCCGAGCGCGCCCCGGGCGACGCCGCCGGCGUCCAGCAGGAGCCGCGGCCGGCCGGGCCCGGCGGCAGCGACGGCGGCAGGGGCGCGGGACCCUCCCCCGGCGAGGCGGCCACCGAGCCCGCCGGCGGCCCCCAGGAGCAGGCCCUGCGUGCCGCCACCAUGGAGGUGCAGGCCGGGCCGUUGCGCGGGCAGCGGCCCUCCGUGUGGGACGUCCUCUUCUCCUCCUACCUGAGCCGGGCCCGGCGGGACGAGCUCCUGGCCCAGCACGCGGCCGGCGCCCUGGCGCUGCCGGGCCUGGUGGCCAUCCUCACCCGGGCGGUGGAGGAGGCGGAGGAGCGGCUGAGCAAGGUGACCUUCCGCGGCCUGCGGCGCCAGGUGUCGGCCUCCGAGCUGCGCUCGUCCGGGAUCCUGGGCCCCGAGACCCUGCGCGACCUGGCCCAGGGCACCAAGACCCCGCAGGAGGUGACCGAGAUGGACUCGGUCAAGCGCUACCUGCGCGGCACGAGCUGCAUCGCGGGCGUGCUGGUGCCCGCCAAGGACGAGCCCGGGCGGCAGGAGAAGAUGAGCGUCUACCAGGCCAUGUGGAAGGGCGUCCUGCGGCCCGGCACGGCCCUGGUGCUGCUCGAGGCGCAGGCGGCCACGGGCUUCCUCAUCGACCCCGUGCGCAACCAGGGGCUCACCGUGGAGGAGGCGGUGGCCGCGGGCCUGGUGGGCGGCGAGAUCCAGGACAAGCUGCUGUCGGCCGAGCGCGCCGUCACCGGCUACACCGACCCCUACACCGGCGAGCAGAUCUCGCUCUUCCAGGCCAUGCAGAAGGAGCUCAUCGUGCGCGACCACGGCAUCCGCCUGCUGGAGGCCCAGGUCGCCACGGGCGGCAUCAUCGACCCGGUGCACAGCCACCGGCUGCCCGUGGACGUGGCCUACCAGCGCGGCUACUUCGACGAGGAGAUGAACCGCGUGCUGGCCGACCCGAGCGACGACACCAAGGGCUUCUUCGACCCCAACACGCACGAGAACCUCACGUACGUGCAGCUGCUGCGCCGCUGCGUGCUCGACCCCGACACGGGGCUCUACAUGCUGCAGCUGGCCGCGGGGGGCUCCGCCGUGCACCAGCUGAGCGAGGAGCUGCGCGGCGCCCUGCGUGACGCCCGCGUGGCGCCGGGCCCGGGCGUCGCCCAGGGCCAGAGCGUCUCGGUCUGGGAGCUCCUCUUCUACCGGGAGGUGCCCGAGGGCGAGCGGCAGGACCUGCUGCGCAGGUACCGGGCGGGCUCGCUGACCGCGCACGAGGUGGGCGCCGCCCUCACCGCGCUGCUGGCCCGUCGCGACCCCGCGAGCCCGGGCGCGCGCCCCCCGGACCCCCGAGGGGCCCUGCGUGCCGCCACCAUGGAGGUCAAGCUGGGCCGCCUGCGGGGGCCGGCGGUGCCCGUGUGGGACGUGCUGGCGUCCAGCUACGUGAGCGGCGCCACGCGGGAGCAGCUGCUGGCCGGGUUCGGCUCGGGGGCGCUGGGCUUGGCCGCGCUGACCCGCAGGCUGACCACCAUCAUCGAGGAGGUGGAGGCGGCCGGCGGGCCCGAGCGCGCCCCGGGCGACGCCGCCGGCGUCCAGCAGGAGCCGCGGCCGGCCGGGCCCGGCGGCAGCGACGGCGGCAGGGGCGCGGGACCCUCCCCCGGCGAGGCGGCCACCGAGCCCGCCGGCGGCCCCCAGGAGCAGGCCCUGCGUGCCGCCACCAUGGAGGUGCAGGCCGGGCCGUUGCGCGGGCAGCGGCCCUCCGUGUGGGACGUCCUCUUCUCCUCCUACCUGAGCCGGGCCCGGCGGGACGAGCUCCUGGCCCAGCACGCGGCCGGCGCCCUGGCGCUGCCGGGCCUGGUGGCCAUCCUCACCCGGGCGGUGGAGGAGGCGGAGGAGCGGCUGAGCAAGGUGACCUUCCGCGGCCUGCGGCGCCAGGUGUCGGCCUCCGAGCUGCGCUCGUCCGGGAUCCUGGGCCCCGAGACCCUGCGCGACCUGGCCCAGGGCACCAAGACCCCGCAGGAGGUGACCGAGAUGGACUCGGUCAAGCGCUACCUGCGCGGCACGAGCUGCAUCGCGGGCGUGCUGGUGCCCGCCAAGGACGAGCCCGGGCGGCAGGAGAAGAUGAGCGUCUACCAGGCCAUGUGGAAGGGCGUCCUGCGGCCCGGCACGGCCCUGGUGCUGCUCGAGGCGCAGGCGGCCACGGGCUUCCUCAUCGACCCCGUGCGCAACCAGGGGCUCACCGUGGAGGAGGCGGUGGCCGCGGGCCUGGUGGGCGGCGAGAUCCAGGACAAGCUGCUGUCGGCCGAGCGCGCCGUCACCGGCUACACCGACCCCUACACCGGCGAGCAGAUCUCGCUCUUCCAGGCCAUGCAGAAGGAGCUCAUCGUGCGCGACCACGGCAUCCGCCUGCUGGAGGCCCAGGUCGCCACGGGCGGCAUCAUCGACCCGGUGCACAGCCACCGGCUGCCCGUGGACGUGGCCUACCAGCGCGGCUACUUCGACGAGGAGAUGAACCGCGUGCUGGCCGACCCGAGCGACGACACCAAGGGCUUCUUCGACCCCAACACGCACGAGAACCUCACGUACGUGCAGCUGCUGCGCCGCUGCGUGCUCGACCCCGACACGGGGCUCUACAUGCUGCAGCUGGCCGCGGGGGGCUCCGCCGUGCACCAGCUGAGCGAGGAGCUGCGCGGCGCCCUGCGUGACGCCCGCGUGGCGCCGGGCCCGGGCGUCGCCCAGGGCCAGAGCGUCUCGGUCUGGGAGCUCCUCUUCUACCGGGAGGUGCCCGAGGGCGAGCGGCAGGACCUGCUGCGCAGGUACCGGGCGGGCUCGCUGACCGCGCACGAGGUGGGCGCCGCCCUCACCGCGCUGCUGGCCCGUCGCGACCCCGCGAGCCCGGGCGCGCGCCCCCCGGACCCCCGAGGGGCCCUGCGUGCCGCCACCAUGGAGGUCAAGCUGGGCCGCCUGCGGGGGCCGGCGGUGCCCGUGUGGGACGUGCUGGCGUCCAGCUACGUGAGCGGCGCCACGCGGGAGCAGCUGCUGGCCGGGUUCGGCUCGGGGGCGCUGGGCUUGGCCGCGCUGACCCGCAGGCUGACCACCAUCAUCGAGGAGGUGGAGGCGGCCGGCGGGCCCGAGCGCGCCCCGGGCGACGCCGCCGGCGUCCAGCAGGAGCCGCGGCCGGCCGGGCCCGGCGGCAGCGACGGCGGCAGGGGCGCGGGACCCUCCCCCGGCGAGGCGGCCACCGAGCCCGCCGGCGGCCCCCAGGAGCAGGCCCUGCGUGCCGCCACCAUGGAGGUGCAGGCCGGGCCGUUGCGCGGGCAGCGGCCCUCCGUGUGGGACGUCCUCUUCUCCUCCUACCUGAGCCGGGCCCGGCGGGACGAGCUCCUGGCCCAGCACGCGGCCGGCGCCCUGGCGCUGCCGGGCCUGGUGGCCAUCCUCACCCGGGCGGUGGAGGAGGCGGAGGAGCGGCUGAGCAAGGUGACCUUCCGCGGCCUGCGGCGCCAGGUGUCGGCCUCCGAGCUGCGCUCGUCCGGGAUCCUGGGCCCCGAGACCCUGCGCGACCUGGCCCAGGGCACCAAGACCCCGCAGGAGGUGACCGAGAUGGACUCGGUCAAGCGCUACCUGCGCGGCACGAGCUGCAUCGCGGGCGUGCUGGUGCCCGCCAAGGACGAGCCCGGGCGGCAGGAGAAGAUGAGCGUCUACCAGGCCAUGUGGAAGGGCGUCCUGCGGCCCGGCACGGCCCUGGUGCUGCUCGAGGCGCAGGCGGCCACGGGCUUCCUCAUCGACCCCGUGCGCAACCAGGGGCUCACCGUGGAGGAGGCGGUGGCCGCGGGCCUGGUGGGCGGCGAGAUCCAGGACAAGCUGCUGUCGGCCGAGCGCGCCGUCACCGGCUACACCGACCCCUACACCGGCGAGCAGAUCUCGCUCUUCCAGGCCAUGCAGAAGGAGCUCAUCGUGCGCGACCACGGCAUCCGCCUGCUGGAGGCCCAGGUCGCCACGGGCGGCAUCAUCGACCCGGUGCACAGCCACCGGCUGCCCGUGGACGUGGCCUACCAGCGCGGCUACUUCGACGAGGAGAUGAACCGCGUGCUGGCCGACCCGAGCGACGACACCAAGGGCUUCUUCGACCCCAACACGCACGAGAACCUCACGUACGUGCAGCUGCUGCGCCGCUGCGUGCUCGACCCCGACACGGGGCUCUACAUGCUGCAGCUGGCCGCGGGGGGCUCCGCCGUGCACCAGCUGAGCGAGGAGCUGCGCGGCGCCCUGCGUGACGCCCGCGUGGCGCCGGGCCCGGGCGUCGCCCAGGGCCAGAGCGUCUCGGUCUGGGAGCUCCUCUUCUACCGGGAGGUGCCCGAGGGCGAGCGGCAGGACCUGCUGCGCAGGUACCGGGCGGGCUCGCUGACCGCGCACGAGGUGGGCGCCGCCCUCACCGCGCUGCUGGCCCGUCGCGACCCCGCGAGCCCGGGCGCGCGCCCCCCGGACCCCCGAGGGGCCCUGCGUGCCGCCACCAUGGAGGUCAAGCUGGGCCGCCUGCGGGGGCCGGCGGUGCCCGUGUGGGACGUGCUGGCGUCCAGCUACGUGAGCGGCGCCACGCGGGAGCAGCUGCUGGCCGGGUUCGGCUCGGGGGCGCUGGGCUUGGCCGCGCUGACCCGCAGGCUGACCACCAUCAUCGAGGAGGUGGAGGCGGCCGGCGGGCCCGAGCGCGCCCCGGGCGACGCCGCCGGCGUCCAGCAGGAGCCGCGGCCGGCCGGGCCCGGCGGCAGCGACGGCGGCAGGGGCGCGGGACCCUCCCCCGGCGAGGCGGCCACCGAGCCCGCCGGCGGCCCCCAGGAGCAGGCCCUGCGUGCCGCCACCAUGGAGGUGCAGGCCGGGCCGUUGCGCGGGCAGCGGCCCUCCGUGUGGGACGUCCUCUUCUCCUCCUACCUGAGCCGGGCCCGGCGGGACGAGCUCCUGGCCCAGCACGCGGCCGGCGCCCUGGCGCUGCCGGGCCUGGUGGCCAUCCUCACCCGGGCGGUGGAGGAGGCGGAGGAGCGGCUGAGCAAGGUGACCUUCCGCGGCCUGCGGCGCCAGGUGUCGGCCUCCGAGCUGCGCUCGUCCGGGAUCCUGGGCCCCGAGACCCUGCGCGACCUGGCCCAGGGCACCAAGACCCCGCAGGAGGUGACCGAGAUGGACUCGGUCAAGCGCUACCUGCGCGGCACGAGCUGCAUCGCGGGCGUGCUGGUGCCCGCCAAGGACGAGCCCGGGCGGCAGGAGAAGAUGAGCGUCUACCAGGCCAUGUGGAAGGGCGUCCUGCGGCCCGGCACGGCCCUGGUGCUGCUCGAGGCGCAGGCGGCCACGGGCUUCCUCAUCGACCCCGUGCGCAACCAGGGGCUCACCGUGGAGGAGGCGGUGGCCGCGGGCCUGGUGGGCGGCGAGAUCCAGGACAAGCUGCUGUCGGCCGAGCGCGCCGUCACCGGCUACACCGACCCCUACACCGGCGAGCAGAUCUCGCUCUUCCAGGCCAUGCAGAAGGAGCUCAUCGUGCGCGACCACGGCAUCCGCCUGCUGGAGGCCCAGGUCGCCACGGGCGGCAUCAUCGACCCGGUGCACAGCCACCGGCUGCCCGUGGACGUGGCCUACCAGCGCGGCUACUUCGACGAGGAGAUGAACCGCGUGCUGGCCGACCCGAGCGACGACACCAAGGGCUUCUUCGACCCCAACACGCACGAGAACCUCACGUACGUGCAGCUGCUGCGCCGCUGCGUGCUCGACCCCGACACGGGGCUCUACAUGCUGCAGCUGGCCGCGGGGGGCUCCGCCGUGCACCAGCUGAGCGAGGAGCUGCGCGGCGCCCUGCGUGACGCCCGCGUGGCGCCGGGCCCGGGCGUCGCCCAGGGCCAGAGCGUCUCGGUCUGGGAGCUCCUCUUCUACCGGGAGGUGCCCGAGGGCGAGCGGCAGGACCUGCUGCGCAGGUACCGGGCGGGCUCGCUGACCGCGCACGAGGUGGGCGCCGCCCUCACCGCGCUGCUGGCCCGUCGCGACCCCGCGAGCCCGGGCGCGCGCCCCCCGGACCCCCGAGGGGCCCUGCGUGCCGCCACCAUGGAGGUCAAGCUGGGCCGCCUGCGGGGGCCGGCGGUGCCCGUGUGGGACGUGCUGGCGUCCAGCUACGUGAGCGGCGCCACGCGGGAGCAGCUGCUGGCCGGGUUCGGCUCGGGGGCGCUGGGCUUGGCCGCGCUGACCCGCAGGCUGACCACCAUCAUCGAGGAGGUGGAGGCGGCCGGCGGGCCCGAGCGCGCCCCGGGCGACGCCGCCGGCGUCCAGCAGGAGCCGCGGCCGGCCGGGCCCGGCGGCAGCGACGGCGGCAGGGGCGCGGGACCCUCCCCCGGCGAGGCGGCCACCGAGCCCGCCGGCGGCCCCCAGGAGCAGGCCCUGCGUGCCGCCACCAUGGAGGUGCAGGCCGGGCCGUUGCGCGGGCAGCGGCCCUCCGUGUGGGACGUCCUCUUCUCCUCCUACCUGAGCCGGGCCCGGCGGGACGAGCUCCUGGCCCAGCACGCGGCCGGCGCCCUGGCGCUGCCGGGCCUGGUGGCCAUCCUCACCCGGGCGGUGGAGGAGGCGGAGGAGCGGCUGAGCAAGGUGACCUUCCGCGGCCUGCGGCGCCAGGUGUCGGCCUCCGAGCUGCGCUCGUCCGGGAUCCUGGGCCCCGAGACCCUGCGCGACCUGGCCCAGGGCACCAAGACCCCGCAGGAGGUGACCGAGAUGGACUCGGUCAAGCGCUACCUGCGCGGCACGAGCUGCAUCGCGGGCGUGCUGGUGCCCGCCAAGGACGAGCCCGGGCGGCAGGAGAAGAUGAGCGUCUACCAGGCCAUGUGGAAGGGCGUCCUGCGGCCCGGCACGGCCCUGGUGCUGCUCGAGGCGCAGGCGGCCACGGGCUUCCUCAUCGACCCCGUGCGCAACCAGGGGCUCACCGUGGAGGAGGCGGUGGCCGCGGGCCUGGUGGGCGGCGAGAUCCAGGACAAGCUGCUGUCGGCCGAGCGCGCCGUCACCGGCUACACCGACCCCUACACCGGCGAGCAGAUCUCGCUCUUCCAGGCCAUGCAGAAGGAGCUCAUCGUGCGCGACCACGGCAUCCGCCUGCUGGAGGCCCAGGUCGCCACGGGCGGCAUCAUCGACCCGGUGCACAGCCACCGGCUGCCCGUGGACGUGGCCUACCAGCGCGGCUACUUCGACGAGGAGAUGAACCGCGUGCUGGCCGACCCGAGCGACGACACCAAGGGCUUCUUCGACCCCAACACGCACGAGAACCUCACGUACGUGCAGCUGCUGCGCCGCUGCGUGCUCGACCCCGACACGGGGCUCUACAUGCUGCAGCUGGCCGCGGGGGGCUCCGCCGUGCACCAGCUGAGCGAGGAGCUGCGCGGCGCCCUGCGUGACGCCCGCGUGGCGCCGGGCCCGGGCGUCGCCCAGGGCCAGAGCGUCUCGGUCUGGGAGCUCCUCUUCUACCGGGAGGUGCCCGAGGGCGAGCGGCAGGACCUGCUGCGCAGGUACCGGGCGGGCUCGCUGACCGCGCACGAGGUGGGCGCCGCCCUCACCGCGCUGCUGGCCCGUCGCGACCCCGCGAGCCCGGGCGCGCGCCCCCCGGACCCCCGAGGGGCCCUGCGUGCCGCCACCAUGGAGGUCAAGCUGGGCCGCCUGCGGGGGCCGGCGGUGCCCGUGUGGGACGUGCUGGCGUCCAGCUACGUGAGCGGCGCCACGCGGGAGCAGCUGCUGGCCGGGUUCGGCUCGGGGGCGCUGGGCUUGGCCGCGCUGACCCGCAGGCUGACCACCAUCAUCGAGGAGGUGGAGGCGGCCGGCGGGCCCGAGCGCGCCCCGGGCGACGCCGCCGGCGUCCAGCAGGAGCCGCGGCCGGCCGGGCCCGGCGGCAGCGACGGCGGCAGGGGCGCGGGACCCUCCCCCGGCGAGGCGGCCACCGAGCCCGCCGGCGGCCCCCAGGAGCAGGCCCUGCGUGCCGCCACCAUGGAGGUGCAGGCCGGGCCGUUGCGCGGGCAGCGGCCCUCCGUGUGGGACGUCCUCUUCUCCUCCUACCUGAGCCGGGCCCGGCGGGACGAGCUCCUGGCCCAGCACGCGGCCGGCGCCCUGGCGCUGCCGGGCCUGGUGGCCAUCCUCACCCGGGCGGUGGAGGAGGCGGAGGAGCGGCUGAGCAAGGUGACCUUCCGCGGCCUGCGGCGCCAGGUGUCGGCCUCCGAGCUGCGCUCGUCCGGGAUCCUGGGCCCCGAGACCCUGCGCGACCUGGCCCAGGGCACCAAGACCCCGCAGGAGGUGACCGAGAUGGACUCGGUCAAGCGCUACCUGCGCGGCACGAGCUGCAUCGCGGGCGUGCUGGUGCCCGCCAAGGACGAGCCCGGGCGGCAGGAGAAGAUGAGCGUCUACCAGGCCAUGUGGAAGGGCGUCCUGCGGCCCGGCACGGCCCUGGUGCUGCUCGAGGCGCAGGCGGCCACGGGCUUCCUCAUCGACCCCGUGCGCAACCAGGGGCUCACCGUGGAGGAGGCGGUGGCCGCGGGCCUGGUGGGCGGCGAGAUCCAGGACAAGCUGCUGUCGGCCGAGCGCGCCGUCACCGGCUACACCGACCCCUACACCGGCGAGCAGAUCUCGCUCUUCCAGGCCAUGCAGAAGGAGCUCAUCGUGCGCGACCACGGCAUCCGCCUGCUGGAGGCCCAGGUCGCCACGGGCGGCAUCAUCGACCCGGUGCACAGCCACCGGCUGCCCGUGGACGUGGCCUACCAGCGCGGCUACUUCGACGAGGAGAUGAACCGCGUGCUGGCCGACCCGAGCGACGACACCAAGGGCUUCUUCGACCCCAACACGCACGAGAACCUCACGUACGUGCAGCUGCUGCGCCGCUGCGUGCUCGACCCCGACACGGGGCUCUACAUGCUGCAGCUGGCCGCGGGGGGCUCCGCCGUGCACCAGCUGAGCGAGGAGCUGCGCGGCGCCCUGCGUGACGCCCGCGUGGCGCCGGGCCCGGGCGUCGCCCAGGGCCAGAGCGUCUCGGUCUGGGAGCUCCUCUUCUACCGGGAGGUGCCCGAGGGCGAGCGGCAGGACCUGCUGCGCAGGUACCGGGCGGGCUCGCUGACCGCGCACGAGGUGGGCGCCGCCCUCACCGCGCUGCUGGCCCGUCGCGACCCCGCGAGCCCGGGCGCGCGCCCCCCGGACCCCCGAGGGGCCCUGCGUGCCGCCACCAUGGAGGUCAAGCUGGGCCGCCUGCGGGGGCCGGCGGUGCCCGUGUGGGACGUGCUGGCGUCCAGCUACGUGAGCGGCGCCACGCGGGAGCAGCUGCUGGCCGGGUUCGGCUCGGGGGCGCUGGGCUUGGCCGCGCUGACCCGCAGGCUGACCACCAUCAUCGAGGAGGUGGAGGCGGCCGGCGGGCCCGAGCGCGCCCCGGGCGACGCCGCCGGCGUCCAGCAGGAGCCGCGGCCGGCCGGGCCCGGCGGCAGCGACGGCGGCAGGGGCGCGGGACCCUCCCCCGGCGAGGCGGCCACCGAGCCCGCCGGCGGCCCCCAGGAGCAGGCCCUGCGUGCCGCCACCAUGGAGGUGCAGGCCGGGCCGUUGCGCGGGCAGCGGCCCUCCGUGUGGGACGUCCUCUUCUCCUCCUACCUGAGCCGGGCCCGGCGGGACGAGCUCCUGGCCCAGCACGCGGCCGGCGCCCUGGCGCUGCCGGGCCUGGUGGCCAUCCUCACCCGGGCGGUGGAGGAGGCGGAGGAGCGGCUGAGCAAGGUGACCUUCCGCGGCCUGCGGCGCCAGGUGUCGGCCUCCGAGCUGCGCUCGUCCGGGAUCCUGGGCCCCGAGACCCUGCGCGACCUGGCCCAGGGCACCAAGACCCCGCAGGAGGUGACCGAGAUGGACUCGGUCAAGCGCUACCUGCGCGGCACGAGCUGCAUCGCGGGCGUGCUGGUGCCCGCCAAGGACGAGCCCGGGCGGCAGGAGAAGAUGAGCGUCUACCAGGCCAUGUGGAAGGGCGUCCUGCGGCCCGGCACGGCCCUGGUGCUGCUCGAGGCGCAGGCGGCCACGGGCUUCCUCAUCGACCCCGUGCGCAACCAGGGGCUCACCGUGGAGGAGGCGGUGGCCGCGGGCCUGGUGGGCGGCGAGAUCCAGGACAAGCUGCUGUCGGCCGAGCGCGCCGUCACCGGCUACACCGACCCCUACACCGGCGAGCAGAUCUCGCUCUUCCAGGCCAUGCAGAAGGAGCUCAUCGUGCGCGACCACGGCAUCCGCCUGCUGGAGGCCCAGGUCGCCACGGGCGGCAUCAUCGACCCGGUGCACAGCCACCGGCUGCCCGUGGACGUGGCCUACCAGCGCGGCUACUUCGACGAGGAGAUGAACCGCGUGCUGGCCGACCCGAGCGACGACACCAAGGGCUUCUUCGACCCCAACACGCACGAGAACCUCACGUACGUGCAGCUGCUGCGCCGCUGCGUGCUCGACCCCGACACGGGGCUCUACAUGCUGCAGCUGGCCGCGGGGGGCUCCGCCGUGCACCAGCUGAGCGAGGAGCUGCGCGGCGCCCUGCGUGACGCCCGCGUGGCGCCGGGCCCGGGCGUCGCCCAGGGCCAGAGCGUCUCGGUCUGGGAGCUCCUCUUCUACCGGGAGGUGCCCGAGGGCGAGCGGCAGGACCUGCUGCGCAGGUACCGGGCGGGCUCGCUGACCGCGCACGAGGUGGGCGCCGCCCUCACCGCGCUGCUGGCCCGUCGCGACCCCGCGAGCCCGGGCGCGCGCCCCCCGGACCCCCGAGGGGCCCUGCGUGCCGCCACCAUGGAGGUCAAGCUGGGCCGCCUGCGGGGGCCGGCGGUGCCCGUGUGGGACGUGCUGGCGUCCAGCUACGUGAGCGGCGCCACGCGGGAGCAGCUGCUGGCCGGGUUCGGCUCGGGGGCGCUGGGCUUGGCCGCGCUGACCCGCAGGCUGACCACCAUCAUCGAGGAGGUGGAGGCGGCCGGCGGGCCCGAGCGCGCCCCGGGCGACGCCGCCGGCGUCCAGCAGGAGCCGCGGCCGGCCGGGCCCGGCGGCAGCGACGGCGGCAGGGGCGCGGGACCCUCCCCCGGCGAGGCGGCCACCGAGCCCGCCGGCGGCCCCCAGGAGCAGGCCCUGCGUGCCGCCACCAUGGAGGUGCAGGCCGGGCCGUUGCGCGGGCAGCGGCCCUCCGUGUGGGACGUCCUCUUCUCCUCCUACCUGAGCCGGGCCCGGCGGGACGAGCUCCUGGCCCAGCACGCGGCCGGCGCCCUGGCGCUGCCGGGCCUGGUGGCCAUCCUCACCCGGGCGGUGGAGGAGGCGGAGGAGCGGCUGAGCAAGGUGACCUUCCGCGGCCUGCGGCGCCAGGUGUCGGCCUCCGAGCUGCGCUCGUCCGGGAUCCUGGGCCCCGAGACCCUGCGCGACCUGGCCCAGGGCACCAAGACCCCGCAGGAGGUGACCGAGAUGGACUCGGUCAAGCGCUACCUGCGCGGCACGAGCUGCAUCGCGGGCGUGCUGGUGCCCGCCAAGGACGAGCCCGGGCGGCAGGAGAAGAUGAGCGUCUACCAGGCCAUGUGGAAGGGCGUCCUGCGGCCCGGCACGGCCCUGGUGCUGCUCGAGGCGCAGGCGGCCACGGGCUUCCUCAUCGACCCCGUGCGCAACCAGGGGCUCACCGUGGAGGAGGCGGUGGCCGCGGGCCUGGUGGGCGGCGAGAUCCAGGACAAGCUGCUGUCGGCCGAGCGCGCCGUCACCGGCUACACCGACCCCUACACCGGCGAGCAGAUCUCGCUCUUCCAGGCCAUGCAGAAGGAGCUCAUCGUGCGCGACCACGGCAUCCGCCUGCUGGAGGCCCAGGUCGCCACGGGCGGCAUCAUCGACCCGGUGCACAGCCACCGGCUGCCCGUGGACGUGGCCUACCAGCGCGGCUACUUCGACGAGGAGAUGAACCGCGUGCUGGCCGACCCGAGCGACGACACCAAGGGCUUCUUCGACCCCAACACGCACGAGAACCUCACGUACGUGCAGCUGCUGCGCCGCUGCGUGCUCGACCCCGACACGGGGCUCUACAUGCUGCAGCUGGCCGCGGGGGGCUCCGCCGUGCACCAGCUGAGCGAGGAGCUGCGCGGCGCCCUGCGUGACGCCCGCGUGGCGCCGGGCCCGGGCGUCGCCCAGGGCCAGAGCGUCUCGGUCUGGGAGCUCCUCUUCUACCGGGAGGUGCCCGAGGGCGAGCGGCAGGACCUGCUGCGCAGGUACCGGGCGGGCUCGCUGACCGCGCACGAGGUGGGCGCCGCCCUCACCGCGCUGCUGGCCCGUCGCGACCCCGCGAGCCCGGGCGCGCGCCCCCCGGACCCCCGAGGGGCCCUGCGUGCCGCCACCAUGGAGGUCAAGCUGGGCCGCCUGCGGGGGCCGGCGGUGCCCGUGUGGGACGUGCUGGCGUCCAGCUACGUGAGCGGCGCCACGCGGGAGCAGCUGCUGGCCGGGUUCGGCUCGGGGGCGCUGGGCUUGGCCGCGCUGACCCGCAGGCUGACCACCAUCAUCGAGGAGGUGGAGGCGGCCGGCGGGCCCGAGCGCGCCCCGGGCGACGCCGCCGGCGUCCAGCAGGAGCCGCGGCCGGCCGGGCCCGGCGGCAGCGACGGCGGCAGGGGCGCGGGACCCUCCCCCGGCGAGGCGGCCACCGAGCCCGCCGGCGGCCCCCAGGAGCAGGCCCUGCGUGCCGCCACCAUGGAGGUGCAGGCCGGGCCGUUGCGCGGGCAGCGGCCCUCCGUGUGGGACGUCCUCUUCUCCUCCUACCUGAGCCGGGCCCGGCGGGACGAGCUCCUGGCCCAGCACGCGGCCGGCGCCCUGGCGCUGCCGGGCCUGGUGGCCAUCCUCACCCGGGCGGUGGAGGAGGCGGAGGAGCGGCUGAGCAAGGUGACCUUCCGCGGCCUGCGGCGCCAGGUGUCGGCCUCCGAGCUGCGCUCGUCCGGGAUCCUGGGCCCCGAGACCCUGCGCGACCUGGCCCAGGGCACCAAGACCCCGCAGGAGGUGACCGAGAUGGACUCGGUCAAGCGCUACCUGCGCGGCACGAGCUGCAUCGCGGGCGUGCUGGUGCCCGCCAAGGACGAGCCCGGGCGGCAGGAGAAGAUGAGCGUCUACCAGGCCAUGUGGAAGGGCGUCCUGCGGCCCGGCACGGCCCUGGUGCUGCUCGAGGCGCAGGCGGCCACGGGCUUCCUCAUCGACCCCGUGCGCAACCAGGGGCUCACCGUGGAGGAGGCGGUGGCCGCGGGCCUGGUGGGCGGCGAGAUCCAGGACAAGCUGCUGUCGGCCGAGCGCGCCGUCACCGGCUACACCGACCCCUACACCGGCGAGCAGAUCUCGCUCUUCCAGGCCAUGCAGAAGGAGCUCAUCGUGCGCGACCACGGCAUCCGCCUGCUGGAGGCCCAGGUCGCCACGGGCGGCAUCAUCGACCCGGUGCACAGCCACCGGCUGCCCGUGGACGUGGCCUACCAGCGCGGCUACUUCGACGAGGAGAUGAACCGCGUGCUGGCCGACCCGAGCGACGACACCAAGGGCUUCUUCGACCCCAACACGCACGAGAACCUCACGUACGUGCAGCUGCUGCGCCGCUGCGUGCUCGACCCCGACACGGGGCUCUACAUGCUGCAGCUGGCCGCGGGGGGCUCCGCCGUGCACCAGCUGAGCGAGGAGCUGCGCGGCGCCCUGCGUGACGCCCGCGUGGCGCCGGGCCCGGGCGUCGCCCAGGGCCAGAGCGUCUCGGUCUGGGAGCUCCUCUUCUACCGGGAGGUGCCCGAGGGCGAGCGGCAGGACCUGCUGCGCAGGUACCGGGCGGGCUCGCUGACCGCGCACGAGGUGGGCGCCGCCCUCACCGCGCUGCUGGCCCGUCGCGACCCCGCGAGCCCGGGCGCGCGCCCCCCGGACCCCCGAGGGGCCCUGCGUGCCGCCACCAUGGAGGUCAAGCUGGGCCGCCUGCGGGGGCCGGCGGUGCCCGUGUGGGACGUGCUGGCGUCCAGCUACGUGAGCGGCGCCACGCGGGAGCAGCUGCUGGCCGGGUUCGGCUCGGGGGCGCUGGGCUUGGCCGCGCUGACCCGCAGGCUGACCACCAUCAUCGAGGAGGUGGAGGCGGCCGGCGGGCCCGAGCGCGCCCCGGGCGACGCCGCCGGCGUCCAGCAGGAGCCGCGGCCGGCCGGGCCCGGCGGCAGCGACGGCGGCAGGGGCGCGGGACCCUCCCCCGGCGAGGCGGCCACCGAGCCCGCCGGCGGCCCCCAGGAGCAGGCCCUGCGUGCCGCCACCAUGGAGGUGCAGGCCGGGCCGUUGCGCGGGCAGCGGCCCUCCGUGUGGGACGUCCUCUUCUCCUCCUACCUGAGCCGGGCCCGGCGGGACGAGCUCCUGGCCCAGCACGCGGCCGGCGCCCUGGCGCUGCCGGGCCUGGUGGCCAUCCUCACCCGGGCGGUGGAGGAGGCGGAGGAGCGGCUGAGCAAGGUGACCUUCCGCGGCCUGCGGCGCCAGGUGUCGGCCUCCGAGCUGCGCUCGUCCGGGAUCCUGGGCCCCGAGACCCUGCGCGACCUGGCCCAGGGCACCAAGACCCCGCAGGAGGUGACCGAGAUGGACUCGGUCAAGCGCUACCUGCGCGGCACGAGCUGCAUCGCGGGCGUGCUGGUGCCCGCCAAGGACGAGCCCGGGCGGCAGGAGAAGAUGAGCGUCUACCAGGCCAUGUGGAAGGGCGUCCUGCGGCCCGGCACGGCCCUGGUGCUGCUCGAGGCGCAGGCGGCCACGGGCUUCCUCAUCGACCCCGUGCGCAACCAGGGGCUCACCGUGGAGGAGGCGGUGGCCGCGGGCCUGGUGGGCGGCGAGAUCCAGGACAAGCUGCUGUCGGCCGAGCGCGCCGUCACCGGCUACACCGACCCCUACACCGGCGAGCAGAUCUCGCUCUUCCAGGCCAUGCAGAAGGAGCUCAUCGUGCGCGACCACGGCAUCCGCCUGCUGGAGGCCCAGGUCGCCACGGGCGGCAUCAUCGACCCGGUGCACAGCCACCGGCUGCCCGUGGACGUGGCCUACCAGCGCGGCUACUUCGACGAGGAGAUGAACCGCGUGCUGGCCGACCCGAGCGACGACACCAAGGGCUUCUUCGACCCCAACACGCACGAGAACCUCACGUACGUGCAGCUGCUGCGCCGCUGCGUGCUCGACCCCGACACGGGGCUCUACAUGCUGCAGCUGGCCGCGGGGGGCUCCGCCGUGCACCAGCUGAGCGAGGAGCUGCGCGGCGCCCUGCGUGACGCCCGCGUGGCGCCGGGCCCGGGCGUCGCCCAGGGCCAGAGCGUCUCGGUCUGGGAGCUCCUCUUCUACCGGGAGGUGCCCGAGGGCGAGCGGCAGGACCUGCUGCGCAGGUACCGGGCGGGCUCGCUGACCGCGCACGAGGUGGGCGCCGCCCUCACCGCGCUGCUGGCCCGUCGCGACCCCGCGAGCCCGGGCGCGCGCCCCCCGGACCCCCGAGGGGCCCUGCGUGCCGCCACCAUGGAGGUCAAGCUGGGCCGCCUGCGGGGGCCGGCGGUGCCCGUGUGGGACGUGCUGGCGUCCAGCUACGUGAGCGGCGCCACGCGGGAGCAGCUGCUGGCCGGGUUCGGCUCGGGGGCGCUGGGCUUGGCCGCGCUGACCCGCAGGCUGACCACCAUCAUCGAGGAGGUGGAGGCGGCCGGCGGGCCCGAGCGCGCCCCGGGCGACGCCGCCGGCGUCCAGCAGGAGCCGCGGCCGGCCGGGCCCGGCGGCAGCGACGGCGGCAGGGGCGCGGGACCCUCCCCCGGCGAGGCGGCCACCGAGCCCGCCGGCGGCCCCCAGGAGCAGGCCCUGCGUGCCGCCACCAUGGAGGUGCAGGCCGGGCCGUUGCGCGGGCAGCGGCCCUCCGUGUGGGACGUCCUCUUCUCCUCCUACCUGAGCCGGGCCCGGCGGGACGAGCUCCUGGCCCAGCACGCGGCCGGCGCCCUGGCGCUGCCGGGCCUGGUGGCCAUCCUCACCCGGGCGGUGGAGGAGGCGGAGGAGCGGCUGAGCAAGGUGACCUUCCGCGGCCUGCGGCGCCAGGUGUCGGCCUCCGAGCUGCGCUCGUCCGGGAUCCUGGGCCCCGAGACCCUGCGCGACCUGGCCCAGGGCACCAAGACCCCGCAGGAGGUGACCGAGAUGGACUCGGUCAAGCGCUACCUGCGCGGCACGAGCUGCAUCGCGGGCGUGCUGGUGCCCGCCAAGGACGAGCCCGGGCGGCAGGAGAAGAUGAGCGUCUACCAGGCCAUGUGGAAGGGCGUCCUGCGGCCCGGCACGGCCCUGGUGCUGCUCGAGGCGCAGGCGGCCACGGGCUUCCUCAUCGACCCCGUGCGCAACCAGGGGCUCACCGUGGAGGAGGCGGUGGCCGCGGGCCUGGUGGGCGGCGAGAUCCAGGACAAGCUGCUGUCGGCCGAGCGCGCCGUCACCGGCUACACCGACCCCUACACCGGCGAGCAGAUCUCGCUCUUCCAGGCCAUGCAGAAGGAGCUCAUCGUGCGCGACCACGGCAUCCGCCUGCUGGAGGCCCAGGUCGCCACGGGCGGCAUCAUCGACCCGGUGCACAGCCACCGGCUGCCCGUGGACGUGGCCUACCAGCGCGGCUACUUCGACGAGGAGAUGAACCGCGUGCUGGCCGACCCGAGCGACGACACCAAGGGCUUCUUCGACCCCAACACGCACGAGAACCUCACGUACGUGCAGCUGCUGCGCCGCUGCGUGCUCGACCCCGACACGGGGCUCUACAUGCUGCAGCUGGCCGCGGGGGGCUCCGCCGUGCACCAGCUGAGCGAGGAGCUGCGCGGCGCCCUGCGUGACGCCCGCGUGGCGCCGGGCCCGGGCGUCGCCCAGGGCCAGAGCGUCUCGGUCUGGGAGCUCCUCUUCUACCGGGAGGUGCCCGAGGGCGAGCGGCAGGACCUGCUGCGCAGGUACCGGGCGGGCUCGCUGACCGCGCACGAGGUGGGCGCCGCCCUCACCGCGCUGCUGGCCCGUCGCGACCCCGCGAGCCCGGGCGCGCGCCCCCCGGACCCCCGAGGGGCCCUGCGUGCCGCCACCAUGGAGGUCAAGCUGGGCCGCCUGCGGGGGCCGGCGGUGCCCGUGUGGGACGUGCUGGCGUCCAGCUACGUGAGCGGCGCCACGCGGGAGCAGCUGCUGGCCGGGUUCGGCUCGGGGGCGCUGGGCUUGGCCGCGCUGACCCGCAGGCUGACCACCAUCAUCGAGGAGGUGGAGGCGGCCGGCGGGCCCGAGCGCGCCCCGGGCGACGCCGCCGGCGUCCAGCAGGAGCCGCGGCCGGCCGGGCCCGGCGGCAGCGACGGCGGCAGGGGCGCGGGACCCUCCCCCGGCGAGGCGGCCACCGAGCCCGCCGGCGGCCCCCAGGAGCAGGCCCUGCGUGCCGCCACCAUGGAGGUGCAGGCCGGGCCGUUGCGCGGGCAGCGGCCCUCCGUGUGGGACGUCCUCUUCUCCUCCUACCUGAGCCGGGCCCGGCGGGACGAGCUCCUGGCCCAGCACGCGGCCGGCGCCCUGGCGCUGCCGGGCCUGGUGGCCAUCCUCACCCGGGCGGUGGAGGAGGCGGAGGAGCGGCUGAGCAAGGUGACCUUCCGCGGCCUGCGGCGCCAGGUGUCGGCCUCCGAGCUGCGCUCGUCCGGGAUCCUGGGCCCCGAGACCCUGCGCGACCUGGCCCAGGGCACCAAGACCCCGCAGGAGGUGACCGAGAUGGACUCGGUCAAGCGCUACCUGCGCGGCACGAGCUGCAUCGCGGGCGUGCUGGUGCCCGCCAAGGACGAGCCCGGGCGGCAGGAGAAGAUGAGCGUCUACCAGGCCAUGUGGAAGGGCGUCCUGCGGCCCGGCACGGCCCUGGUGCUGCUCGAGGCGCAGGCGGCCACGGGCUUCCUCAUCGACCCCGUGCGCAACCAGGGGCUCACCGUGGAGGAGGCGGUGGCCGCGGGCCUGGUGGGCGGCGAGAUCCAGGACAAGCUGCUGUCGGCCGAGCGCGCCGUCACCGGCUACACCGACCCCUACACCGGCGAGCAGAUCUCGCUCUUCCAGGCCAUGCAGAAGGAGCUCAUCGUGCGCGACCACGGCAUCCGCCUGCUGGAGGCCCAGGUCGCCACGGGCGGCAUCAUCGACCCGGUGCACAGCCACCGGCUGCCCGUGGACGUGGCCUACCAGCGCGGCUACUUCGACGAGGAGAUGAACCGCGUGCUGGCCGACCCGAGCGACGACACCAAGGGCUUCUUCGACCCCAACACGCACGAGAACCUCACGUACGUGCAGCUGCUGCGCCGCUGCGUGCUCGACCCCGACACGGGGCUCUACAUGCUGCAGCUGGCCGCGGGGGGCUCCGCCGUGCACCAGCUGAGCGAGGAGCUGCGCGGCGCCCUGCGUGACGCCCGCGUGGCGCCGGGCCCGGGCGUCGCCCAGGGCCAGAGCGUCUCGGUCUGGGAGCUCCUCUUCUACCGGGAGGUGCCCGAGGGCGAGCGGCAGGACCUGCUGCGCAGGUACCGGGCGGGCUCGCUGACCGCGCACGAGGUGGGCGCCGCCCUCACCGCGCUGCUGGCCCGUCGCGACCCCGCGAGCCCGGGCGCGCGCCCCCCGGACCCCCGAGGGGCCCUGCGUGCCGCCACCAUGGAGGUCAAGCUGGGCCGCCUGCGGGGGCCGGCGGUGCCCGUGUGGGACGUGCUGGCGUCCAGCUACGUGAGCGGCGCCACGCGGGAGCAGCUGCUGGCCGGGUUCGGCUCGGGGGCGCUGGGCUUGGCCGCGCUGACCCGCAGGCUGACCACCAUCAUCGAGGAGGUGGAGGCGGCCGGCGGGCCCGAGCGCGCCCCGGGCGACGCCGCCGGCGUCCAGCAGGAGCCGCGGCCGGCCGGGCCCGGCGGCAGCGACGGCGGCAGGGGCGCGGGACCCUCCCCCGGCGAGGCGGCCACCGAGCCCGCCGGCGGCCCCCAGGAGCAGGCCCUGCGUGCCGCCACCAUGGAGGUGCAGGCCGGGCCGUUGCGCGGGCAGCGGCCCUCCGUGUGGGACGUCCUCUUCUCCUCCUACCUGAGCCGGGCCCGGCGGGACGAGCUCCUGGCCCAGCACGCGGCCGGCGCCCUGGCGCUGCCGGGCCUGGUGGCCAUCCUCACCCGGGCGGUGGAGGAGGCGGAGGAGCGGCUGAGCAAGGUGACCUUCCGCGGCCUGCGGCGCCAGGUGUCGGCCUCCGAGCUGCGCUCGUCCGGGAUCCUGGGCCCCGAGACCCUGCGCGACCUGGCCCAGGGCACCAAGACCCCGCAGGAGGUGACCGAGAUGGACUCGGUCAAGCGCUACCUGCGCGGCACGAGCUGCAUCGCGGGCGUGCUGGUGCCCGCCAAGGACGAGCCCGGGCGGCAGGAGAAGAUGAGCGUCUACCAGGCCAUGUGGAAGGGCGUCCUGCGGCCCGGCACGGCCCUGGUGCUGCUCGAGGCGCAGGCGGCCACGGGCUUCCUCAUCGACCCCGUGCGCAACCAGGGGCUCACCGUGGAGGAGGCGGUGGCCGCGGGCCUGGUGGGCGGCGAGAUCCAGGACAAGCUGCUGUCGGCCGAGCGCGCCGUCACCGGCUACACCGACCCCUACACCGGCGAGCAGAUCUCGCUCUUCCAGGCCAUGCAGAAGGAGCUCAUCGUGCGCGACCACGGCAUCCGCCUGCUGGAGGCCCAGGUCGCCACGGGCGGCAUCAUCGACCCGGUGCACAGCCACCGGCUGCCCGUGGACGUGGCCUACCAGCGCGGCUACUUCGACGAGGAGAUGAACCGCGUGCUGGCCGACCCGAGCGACGACACCAAGGGCUUCUUCGACCCCAACACGCACGAGAACCUCACGUACGUGCAGCUGCUGCGCCGCUGCGUGCUCGACCCCGACACGGGGCUCUACAUGCUGCAGCUGGCCGCGGGGGGCUCCGCCGUGCACCAGCUGAGCGAGGAGCUGCGCGGCGCCCUGCGUGACGCCCGCGUGGCGCCGGGCCCGGGCGUCGCCCAGGGCCAGAGCGUCUCGGUCUGGGAGCUCCUCUUCUACCGGGAGGUGCCCGAGGGCGAGCGGCAGGACCUGCUGCGCAGGUACCGGGCGGGCUCGCUGACCGCGCACGAGGUGGGCGCCGCCCUCACCGCGCUGCUGGCCCGUCGCGACCCCGCGAGCCCGGGCGCGCGCCCCCCGGACCCCCGAGGGGCCCUGCGUGCCGCCACCAUGGAGGUCAAGCUGGGCCGCCUGCGGGGGCCGGCGGUGCCCGUGUGGGACGUGCUGGCGUCCAGCUACGUGAGCGGCGCCACGCGGGAGCAGCUGCUGGCCGGGUUCGGCUCGGGGGCGCUGGGCUUGGCCGCGCUGACCCGCAGGCUGACCACCAUCAUCGAGGAGGUGGAGGCGGCCGGCGGGCCCGAGCGCGCCCCGGGCGACGCCGCCGGCGUCCAGCAGGAGCCGCGGCCGGCCGGGCCCGGCGGCAGCGACGGCGGCAGGGGCGCGGGACCCUCCCCCGGCGAGGCGGCCACCGAGCCCGCCGGCGGCCCCCAGGAGCAGGCCCUGCGUGCCGCCACCAUGGAGGUGCAGGCCGGGCCGUUGCGCGGGCAGCGGCCCUCCGUGUGGGACGUCCUCUUCUCCUCCUACCUGAGCCGGGCCCGGCGGGACGAGCUCCUGGCCCAGCACGCGGCCGGCGCCCUGGCGCUGCCGGGCCUGGUGGCCAUCCUCACCCGGGCGGUGGAGGAGGCGGAGGAGCGGCUGAGCAAGGUGACCUUCCGCGGCCUGCGGCGCCAGGUGUCGGCCUCCGAGCUGCGCUCGUCCGGGAUCCUGGGCCCCGAGACCCUGCGCGACCUGGCCCAGGGCACCAAGACCCCGCAGGAGGUGACCGAGAUGGACUCGGUCAAGCGCUACCUGCGCGGCACGAGCUGCAUCGCGGGCGUGCUGGUGCCCGCCAAGGACGAGCCCGGGCGGCAGGAGAAGAUGAGCGUCUACCAGGCCAUGUGGAAGGGCGUCCUGCGGCCCGGCACGGCCCUGGUGCUGCUCGAGGCGCAGGCGGCCACGGGCUUCCUCAUCGACCCCGUGCGCAACCAGGGGCUCACCGUGGAGGAGGCGGUGGCCGCGGGCCUGGUGGGCGGCGAGAUCCAGGACAAGCUGCUGUCGGCCGAGCGCGCCGUCACCGGCUACACCGACCCCUACACCGGCGAGCAGAUCUCGCUCUUCCAGGCCAUGCAGAAGGAGCUCAUCGUGCGCGACCACGGCAUCCGCCUGCUGGAGGCCCAGGUCGCCACGGGCGGCAUCAUCGACCCGGUGCACAGCCACCGGCUGCCCGUGGACGUGGCCUACCAGCGCGGCUACUUCGACGAGGAGAUGAACCGCGUGCUGGCCGACCCGAGCGACGACACCAAGGGCUUCUUCGACCCCAACACGCACGAGAACCUCACGUACGUGCAGCUGCUGCGCCGCUGCGUGCUCGACCCCGACACGGGGCUCUACAUGCUGCAGCUGGCCGCGGGGGGCUCCGCCGUGCACCAGCUGAGCGAGGAGCUGCGCGGCGCCCUGCGUGACGCCCGCGUGGCGCCGGGCCCGGGCGUCGCCCAGGGCCAGAGCGUCUCGGUCUGGGAGCUCCUCUUCUACCGGGAGGUGCCCGAGGGCGAGCGGCAGGACCUGCUGCGCAGGUACCGGGCGGGCUCGCUGACCGCGCACGAGGUGGGCGCCGCCCUCACCGCGCUGCUGGCCCGUCGCGACCCCGCGAGCCCGGGCGCGCGCCCCCCGGACCCCCGAGGGGCCCUGCGUGCCGCCACCAUGGAGGUCAAGCUGGGCCGCCUGCGGGGGCCGGCGGUGCCCGUGUGGGACGUGCUGGCGUCCAGCUACGUGAGCGGCGCCACGCGGGAGCAGCUGCUGGCCGGGUUCGGCUCGGGGGCGCUGGGCUUGGCCGCGCUGACCCGCAGGCUGACCACCAUCAUCGAGGAGGUGGAGGCGGCCGGCGGGCCCGAGCGCGCCCCGGGCGACGCCGCCGGCGUCCAGCAGGAGCCGCGGCCGGCCGGGCCCGGCGGCAGCGACGGCGGCAGGGGCGCGGGACCCUCCCCCGGCGAGGCGGCCACCGAGCCCGCCGGCGGCCCCCAGGAGCAGGCCCUGCGUGCCGCCACCAUGGAGGUGCAGGCCGGGCCGUUGCGCGGGCAGCGGCCCUCCGUGUGGGACGUCCUCUUCUCCUCCUACCUGAGCCGGGCCCGGCGGGACGAGCUCCUGGCCCAGCACGCGGCCGGCGCCCUGGCGCUGCCGGGCCUGGUGGCCAUCCUCACCCGGGCGGUGGAGGAGGCGGAGGAGCGGCUGAGCAAGGUGACCUUCCGCGGCCUGCGGCGCCAGGUGUCGGCCUCCGAGCUGCGCUCGUCCGGGAUCCUGGGCCCCGAGACCCUGCGCGACCUGGCCCAGGGCACCAAGACCCCGCAGGAGGUGACCGAGAUGGACUCGGUCAAGCGCUACCUGCGCGGCACGAGCUGCAUCGCGGGCGUGCUGGUGCCCGCCAAGGACGAGCCCGGGCGGCAGGAGAAGAUGAGCGUCUACCAGGCCAUGUGGAAGGGCGUCCUGCGGCCCGGCACGGCCCUGGUGCUGCUCGAGGCGCAGGCGGCCACGGGCUUCCUCAUCGACCCCGUGCGCAACCAGGGGCUCACCGUGGAGGAGGCGGUGGCCGCGGGCCUGGUGGGCGGCGAGAUCCAGGACAAGCUGCUGUCGGCCGAGCGCGCCGUCACCGGCUACACCGACCCCUACACCGGCGAGCAGAUCUCGCUCUUCCAGGCCAUGCAGAAGGAGCUCAUCGUGCGCGACCACGGCAUCCGCCUGCUGGAGGCCCAGGUCGCCACGGGCGGCAUCAUCGACCCGGUGCACAGCCACCGGCUGCCCGUGGACGUGGCCUACCAGCGCGGCUACUUCGACGAGGAGAUGAACCGCGUGCUGGCCGACCCGAGCGACGACACCAAGGGCUUCUUCGACCCCAACACGCACGAGAACCUCACGUACGUGCAGCUGCUGCGCCGCUGCGUGCUCGACCCCGACACGGGGCUCUACAUGCUGCAGCUGGCCGCGGGGGGCUCCGCCGUGCACCAGCUGAGCGAGGAGCUGCGCGGCGCCCUGCGUGACGCCCGCGUGGCGCCGGGCCCGGGCGUCGCCCAGGGCCAGAGCGUCUCGGUCUGGGAGCUCCUCUUCUACCGGGAGGUGCCCGAGGGCGAGCGGCAGGACCUGCUGCGCAGGUACCGGGCGGGCUCGCUGACCGCGCACGAGGUGGGCGCCGCCCUCACCGCGCUGCUGGCCCGUCGCGACCCCGCGAGCCCGGGCGCGCGCCCCCCGGACCCCCGAGGGGCCCUGCGUGCCGCCACCAUGGAGGUCAAGCUGGGCCGCCUGCGGGGGCCGGCGGUGCCCGUGUGGGACGUGCUGGCGUCCAGCUACGUGAGCGGCGCCACGCGGGAGCAGCUGCUGGCCGGGUUCGGCUCGGGGGCGCUGGGCUUGGCCGCGCUGACCCGCAGGCUGACCACCAUCAUCGAGGAGGUGGAGGCGGCCGGCGGGCCCGAGCGCGCCCCGGGCGACGCCGCCGGCGUCCAGCAGGAGCCGCGGCCGGCCGGGCCCGGCGGCAGCGACGGCGGCAGGGGCGCGGGACCCUCCCCCGGCGAGGCGGCCACCGAGCCCGCCGGCGGCCCCCAGGAGCAGGCCCUGCGUGCCGCCACCAUGGAGGUGCAGGCCGGGCCGUUGCGCGGGCAGCGGCCCUCCGUGUGGGACGUCCUCUUCUCCUCCUACCUGAGCCGGGCCCGGCGGGACGAGCUCCUGGCCCAGCACGCGGCCGGCGCCCUGGCGCUGCCGGGCCUGGUGGCCAUCCUCACCCGGGCGGUGGAGGAGGCGGAGGAGCGGCUGAGCAAGGUGACCUUCCGCGGCCUGCGGCGCCAGGUGUCGGCCUCCGAGCUGCGCUCGUCCGGGAUCCUGGGCCCCGAGACCCUGCGCGACCUGGCCCAGGGCACCAAGACCCCGCAGGAGGUGACCGAGAUGGACUCGGUCAAGCGCUACCUGCGCGGCACGAGCUGCAUCGCGGGCGUGCUGGUGCCCGCCAAGGACGAGCCCGGGCGGCAGGAGAAGAUGAGCGUCUACCAGGCCAUGUGGAAGGGCGUCCUGCGGCCCGGCACGGCCCUGGUGCUGCUCGAGGCGCAGGCGGCCACGGGCUUCCUCAUCGACCCCGUGCGCAACCAGGGGCUCACCGUGGAGGAGGCGGUGGCCGCGGGCCUGGUGGGCGGCGAGAUCCAGGACAAGCUGCUGUCGGCCGAGCGCGCCGUCACCGGCUACACCGACCCCUACACCGGCGAGCAGAUCUCGCUCUUCCAGGCCAUGCAGAAGGAGCUCAUCGUGCGCGACCACGGCAUCCGCCUGCUGGAGGCCCAGGUCGCCACGGGCGGCAUCAUCGACCCGGUGCACAGCCACCGGCUGCCCGUGGACGUGGCCUACCAGCGCGGCUACUUCGACGAGGAGAUGAACCGCGUGCUGGCCGACCCGAGCGACGACACCAAGGGCUUCUUCGACCCCAACACGCACGAGAACCUCACGUACGUGCAGCUGCUGCGCCGCUGCGUGCUCGACCCCGACACGGGGCUCUACAUGCUGCAGCUGGCCGCGGGGGGCUCCGCCGUGCACCAGCUGAGCGAGGAGCUGCGCGGCGCCCUGCGUGACGCCCGCGUGGCGCCGGGCCCGGGCGUCGCCCAGGGCCAGAGCGUCUCGGUCUGGGAGCUCCUCUUCUACCGGGAGGUGCCCGAGGGCGAGCGGCAGGACCUGCUGCGCAGGUACCGGGCGGGCUCGCUGACCGCGCACGAGGUGGGCGCCGCCCUCACCGCGCUGCUGGCCCGUCGCGACCCCGCGAGCCCGGGCGCGCGCCCCCCGGACCCCCGAGGGGCCCUGCGUGCCGCCACCAUGGAGGUCAAGCUGGGCCGCCUGCGGGGGCCGGCGGUGCCCGUGUGGGACGUGCUGGCGUCCAGCUACGUGAGCGGCGCCACGCGGGAGCAGCUGCUGGCCGGGUUCGGCUCGGGGGCGCUGGGCUUGGCCGCGCUGACCCGCAGGCUGACCACCAUCAUCGAGGAGGUGGAGGCGGCCGGCGGGCCCGAGCGCGCCCCGGGCGACGCCGCCGGCGUCCAGCAGGAGCCGCGGCCGGCCGGGCCCGGCGGCAGCGACGGCGGCAGGGGCGCGGGACCCUCCCCCGGCGAGGCGGCCACCGAGCCCGCCGGCGGCCCCCAGGAGCAGGCCCUGCGUGCCGCCACCAUGGAGGUGCAGGCCGGGCCGUUGCGCGGGCAGCGGCCCUCCGUGUGGGACGUCCUCUUCUCCUCCUACCUGAGCCGGGCCCGGCGGGACGAGCUCCUGGCCCAGCACGCGGCCGGCGCCCUGGCGCUGCCGGGCCUGGUGGCCAUCCUCACCCGGGCGGUGGAGGAGGCGGAGGAGCGGCUGAGCAAGGUGACCUUCCGCGGCCUGCGGCGCCAGGUGUCGGCCUCCGAGCUGCGCUCGUCCGGGAUCCUGGGCCCCGAGACCCUGCGCGACCUGGCCCAGGGCACCAAGACCCCGCAGGAGGUGACCGAGAUGGACUCGGUCAAGCGCUACCUGCGCGGCACGAGCUGCAUCGCGGGCGUGCUGGUGCCCGCCAAGGACGAGCCCGGGCGGCAGGAGAAGAUGAGCGUCUACCAGGCCAUGUGGAAGGGCGUCCUGCGGCCCGGCACGGCCCUGGUGCUGCUCGAGGCGCAGGCGGCCACGGGCUUCCUCAUCGACCCCGUGCGCAACCAGGGGCUCACCGUGGAGGAGGCGGUGGCCGCGGGCCUGGUGGGCGGCGAGAUCCAGGACAAGCUGCUGUCGGCCGAGCGCGCCGUCACCGGCUACACCGACCCCUACACCGGCGAGCAGAUCUCGCUCUUCCAGGCCAUGCAGAAGGAGCUCAUCGUGCGCGACCACGGCAUCCGCCUGCUGGAGGCCCAGGUCGCCACGGGCGGCAUCAUCGACCCGGUGCACAGCCACCGGCUGCCCGUGGACGUGGCCUACCAGCGCGGCUACUUCGACGAGGAGAUGAACCGCGUGCUGGCCGACCCGAGCGACGACACCAAGGGCUUCUUCGACCCCAACACGCACGAGAACCUCACCUACAUGCAGCUUCUCCAGAUAGCUACUCUGGACUCUGAGACUGGUCUGUUAUUUCUUUCUCUCGCUUGAGUAGAUUCACCCUUUUUGUGAAUUGUGUGGAUGUCUGUUGAAAGGUUUUCGGUGUUUCUUCCUUCUUGAAAAAUUCCAAUUUUUUGUUGUUAUUGUUUUCUCUACCUUGUUUUUUACACAUCUCAUGAUAAUACGUUUUCAUUUCCCUUCCAGUUUCUGCACUUUCCCAGUUUUGUGGAAAUAGAAUUAUAUGUUUCUUUUCAUUGUUUGUUUUUAUGUCUCGUGGAAUCUUUUUAUUUUUUAGUGCUUUUGUAUCUCAUCCGAGGAAUUUUGUUACCUUUUCUAUAAACGUGUUACACUGGGCAGCUGCAUGGCUCAGCGGUUUAGCGCCCCCUUUGGCCCAUGGUGUGAUCCUGGAGUCCUGGGAUGGAGUCCCCUGUUGGGUUCCCUACAGGGAGCCUGCUUCUCUCUGUUCCUGUGUGUCUUACACUCUCUCUCUGUGUCUCAUGAAUAAAUUAAUAAAAUCUUUAAAAGCAAAACAUGCUCCGUUUAAAUUUAAGAUGCCUUUCUCUUGUUUUUUGGUUUUUUGUUUGGCAUAUGACAAUGAAGUGUAUACAAUCACGUUUUAUAUUCCUCUUUUCAUUAAAUGUUUUUGCUUCCACUUAA